Dentiscutata heterogama is the source of this 474-nucleotide messenger RNA. The record is from the annotation of a GenBank genome assembly. Lineage: Eukaryota; Fungi; Glomeromycota; Glomeromycetes; Diversisporales; Gigasporaceae.
AUGGCACAAGCAGUUACAAAAGUUUUAGAUAAAAUGGAAUGCAAUAUUACUACUAUGCGUGGAAUUCAAUAUAAUGAGACUUUUGUUGAUUUUCUUGUAGUAUUUAUCUCAAUUAGUACUCUUGCUAUACAAUGGAUUAUAUUAAAUCUUGCAGGGCUAACAAUAAGAUUUCUUCAACAAGUAAGAAAUAAAAGUGAUAAUUCUUUUGAUCUGUUAGAAAUUAAUUUCUUAAAUUUUCCUGAAUUAAUUAAUAAAUGGCAAUGUGUAUAUAAUUAUUUGGGACCAAUUAUAUGUGCAAAAGAUCAAACUAAAAUCGCUGAAAUGAUUGAAGUAGAUCGGCAUCAAAAUCGAUUUGUUAGAUAUAUACAAAUACAACAAACUUCUAUUUCUCAUUCAAUAACAAUUGAUAAACUUCAACAAAAAUUAAUAAUUCUAAAAAAGGCUACUUAUAUAACAGUUUUUGCAAUUUCAGCA